Messenger RNA from Oryzias melastigma (Indian medaka), 3671 nucleotides. Its product is annotated as Solute carrier family 51 subunit beta. The record is from RefSeq and is a predicted model, not a curated record. Lineage: Eukaryota; Metazoa; Chordata; Actinopteri; Beloniformes; Adrianichthyidae. Gene Ontology annotation, cellular component: plasma membrane. The transcript has 6 exons. Gene Ontology annotation, biological process: bile acid and bile salt transport. Gene Ontology annotation, molecular function: protein heterodimerization activity; transmembrane transporter activity. Bases 48 to 1046 code for a protein of 332 amino acids.
UUGAGAGUCAGAACUUUCAGCUCAGACUCCUCCCUCUGAACUUUGAAAUGUUUCUGUCAGAUUUCUCUGAACAGUUGCAGUCGUCCUCCUCCCCUGGAACAAACACAGCAAGAAACAUGUAUCCUGUCUGGAUCCUGUGGCUGUUCCUUCUAUCAGGAGGAAGAGCAUUCAUGAUCUACAGCAGCGAGCACAGUCUGUGUCUGCAGGAUUCAGGCACGAGGGAAGUCCAGCUGGAGAGGUGCAGCCUGGACUCAGAGGCUCAGCAGUGGUUGUGGAUCAACCAGAGCAUGCUGAUGUCUGCAGCCACGUCCAGAUGUUUGUACACUCAGUGGAGUGAUCGAGUGCAGAUGCAGUCCUGUCACGGACUUGAUCCUGCUGGGUUAGAGUGGGACUGUUACAAAGGCAGACUCAUUAGUAGAAAAACAUCCCUGCUGCUGACUGCCAGCGGCCAGCAGGUGAUCCUCUCACAGGAGGGCAAACUCUCAAUGUGGAAAUCUUUGGAUGAGGAGGACUUCUGUGAGGAAAGACUCAGACUCAGGAGGGCGUCAGGUGACCUGUUGGACUAUGAGGAGGAUGUGGAGGAGGUGAUAGACAAGAAGAAGGCUAUGACUGAGGAGCAGAGACAAUUUCUUCGCUGGUUUUACCGUAAAGAGGAUUCUACAGCAUGGAAAUUUGUGCUGCUGGGACUUUCCUUCAUCUGCCUUCUGUUUGGAUUCCUGCUGCUGGGAAUGGGGGCCAUGGCUAACAAGAGCCGAAAAAAGAUAGCAAAAUACAAAGCAGCAGCCCUUAAGCAGAAAGAUGAAGAGCUGCAAGUCAGUUCAGGGAUCAGCGACAAUGGAAAGCCAUCACAUGGCGGACUGCCACACCCCUCCACAUCCAUCUUGGAGGAUGAGCAGCUCAAAGCAGGGGGCAUUGUAGUGAAAUGGAAGGAUGGCAACACUUCUUGCCUCUACUCUGAUCCCAUGGAGGAGGAGAAACAGGAGAAGGAGCAAACAGAAAUUCCCGAACUGGAAGAGGCGGGAGAUGAUGAAGUGAAAAUAGAAUGAAUCAAAAACACAGAGAGAUGACAAAGCUCCACAUUAUUAGAUUAGAAAUGGUUUCUUUCAAGCAAUCAAGAAAAAGUAAUUCAUGUGCAGUACAAUCAACCAUCAGAAGUUUACAUCCAUAAAGACACGUCAAGCACAGGAUAACUAGACAUUAAGAGAUUGCCUGAAAGGGAGUGGGAAGAAGCGAAUUUAUAUAACCCUACCCCGACUCAUCCUUAACAUUUCCUUCACGUUUAUUAUCAUUAUCCUGUUCGUAACUUAAGAUCAGAUAUUUAUAUCUUUCCAACAGAGAUUCAGGUUAUAAAUCCUCAAGUAACAAUAAAUCACAUGACUAGGUAUGUAGAUAUAACGCUAUUUCAGACUUUGUCAUUGCAUACGUAGAUCUAUGACCAAAAUUCAGACAAUUGGUUGUUUUUCAUUGGAAAAAAAUAAUUAGAAAUCAAGUAUCAAACAUUAACAAAAAUGUAUACGUAUGCAGAUUAUUUUCCAGUGGAAGCCAUUAAUGUAAAGCAAGUAUAAGAAUAUAUGUUGAUUUUUGUUUUUCAAUAGAAAAAUCAUUAAAAUAUAACAAACACACAUGAAAAUAUGUAGAGAUUAUUUUCAUUAGAAACGUCAUUAACGUUGACCAAUUAAAACGUGAGCUUAUAUGAUUGUGACGAAGAGGCUGAGGCGUUUGGAUCCAUAUGCUGCAUGGUAUAGUGAGAACGAAGAGUAUAGAAGUGUUUGUGACUCAAUUCAAAGUAAAAAGUCAAUACUAGAAAUGCUUUUUCAUUUUCACAAUGUACCUGCUUUACUUGUCUCUUAAAUAAGGUUGGGCACUGAUUGGGUUUUGUGCGGUGCCGAAGUGGUUCUUUGGUUUCGGUUCCUAAUCGAUGCCAAUUGCGGUACUUCAGUAAUAAAAAUAAUGCCUGCAUAUUCCAAAAUCAACACAUUUUUAUUCCCAAAUCAUGCUCAUGGUUAAGACCUAAAAUAAACAUUUUGGGUGUUGUUUUUUGACAUGCUGGCUGCUCCCAUUAAACCAGAGCUCCACAUCCUUCAAGCCGCAAACCGGUGGCUCGCCACUCCUUCACCGUGCAGUUACAUGUGAAAAUGAAAAAGCCUUUCCAGUAUCGACUUUAUUUGGAAUUUUAAGUCAAACGCUUCCAUAGUAGAGCUGGUGAACACAAGACAAGGCGUAGUCAGGAAUAGUGAUCUGUACUGAGGCGUGUGUCGAGGAGUGGCGGAGGAGCUUCCGCGAAGCGCGUAUCGAGGCUUGCUUCAUCUAGGGGAGGGGUCAAGAAUGAUGACAUCCGAAGCUUCGCUGCCUAUCUGUACCACGUGAAUGAUUCAUGAAGUGGUUCAGGUUGAGUCGUGAGUCUCAACAGCGGCAUGAAUCCCGCGCGCUCCAGUCAUAAUAGAGCUGUUUGGUGGAGAGUUAUGGUCGGUGAGUUUGAAGAUAGUUUGGACAAAGGCUGGAGAUUUAGAGAAAUGAUAAUAAAAUUAAUAUUAAUGAAACACAAAUGCUGUCCCUUAAACACAGUGGUCUGAUCUCAAUGUAAUUAAAGUAGGAUCGUUGUCCAAACCCUUCACACUGUGACACUGCUUUGUCCCACGUAUAUGCUUUAAAAAUACAUUUUAUUUUUUAAUGUUGAAGCACCUGUUUCACCCUUUAGAGACCAGAACCAAUUGAGUCAAUCAUCAAUAUUCAUUUAUAUCUCACUUUUUUAUUCUUCAUAAUUAAAAAAAAGUUCUGUAAACCAAGAAAAAUGUUAUAAAACGGGCAAACUAGUUUAUAUGGGCACACCCCCACCCCUUUAAAGUACCAGUUCAGCAACAGCACCCAUUAAAUCUAAAUCCAUCCACCCUAAUUUUCCUUUGAGGUUGAGAAAAAAAAUAUUUGCUUAUGUUUUGAUACAAAUAAAUUAAUACAAAAAACAGGAAAAAAAAGUAUACAGCAAUGCACAUAUUUUGUAAACUACUUUAUUGUGCUGACAUGUUUAUUCAUAGGCUUUUUUCAAAAUGCCACGCUUCAAAUUCAAGUCAUUUUUUGUGUCGACUGGAUUUCCUCCUAGAGCACAUGAAGCUUCAUGAAGCAUUGCUCUGGAGUUAACCAAUUGGAUGAAAGGCUUCAAUGCUUCAUGAAGCUUCAGAUGCCCAUCACUAGUCAGGAAGCUGGCCAGGGUCAGAGCACAGGAGCGAUUCAAGAGGCAAAUAAAACAGGCAGGGGUCAAAACACGGAGAGUCAACAGGGAAUCAAUGCUCGCUGAAUACAAGAGGACAAAAUAAGACUUGACAUGGAGCAGAGUGGAGAGCAGGAUUACAUCUUAGUGAUUAACAUGAAUGGGGAACUACCAUAGACUGUAUAAGAACUACUGGUGAACUACUGGCAGUGGCAGGUGCAUGAUGGGAAAUCGGGUAAGGAAGUAAAUCAGGUUCAGUCAGUAAUCUGGAGAGGGUCCCCUCUGGUGGUCGGAGGAGGACAUGAGUCCUGACAAUGAUCAAAUAAAGUCACAUAAUGUAACUAAAGUAUAUAAAUACAUAAAGUUUUAACUGAUCAUCUUGUUUUCAUGUGAAGCUUAUCUGACGGUUUAUAUUUUGUUGUGCUUCUACCAUAUGUGAAUUGAUCAUUAAAUCCUUUUGUCACAC